This is a messenger RNA of Purpureocillium lilacinum, 1851 nucleotides long. RefSeq lists its product as uncharacterized. Gene Ontology annotation, biological process: positive regulation of transcription by RNA polymerase II. The record is from RefSeq and is a predicted model, not a curated record. Gene Ontology annotation, molecular function: DNA-binding transcription factor activity, RNA polymerase II-specific; zinc ion binding; transcription cis-regulatory region binding. NCBI's taxonomy places the organism in Eukaryota, Fungi, Ascomycota, Sordariomycetes, Hypocreales, Ophiocordycipitaceae. Gene Ontology annotation, cellular component: nucleus.
AUGAGCUCGGCCGCCGCUCCGACGACAGCUGCGGCGGCGUCGACAUCGACAGCCUCCUCCACCACCAACCCGCCCGCGCGCCAGCGAAAAUGGCAUCCCCGCGUCUUCACCGGCUGCGUCAACUGUCGCCGCCGCCACGUCAAGUGCGACGAGCGCACCCCCUCGUGCUCCAACUGCACGCGCCUGCAUCUGGCCUGCAACUUUGACCGCCGCUUUGUCUUCAAGGCCGCCCGUCCCGCCAGGGCCGUCCAGCCAGAGCAGCAAUCCCCGGGCCCGUCGCAGCAACCCCAGCAAACGCAGUUUCCAGUAGACGCCGCGAUUGAGGCCGGCGCAGAGGCUCCGGAUGAGCGCCCUGCCUCUGCCAGCUCUGGCGCUUCGUCAGGGUCCGGCAAGGCCGUCGACGGCAUCGUCGCCGGUGAGCUGUCCCUGUCUGUGCCCGCCAGCAGCGUCGUCCCCGCAGGAGGCAGCAUCGUCAGCUUUGCGGACGCCGACGCCGGGGGCCUGCGGAUUUUCACCACCGGCAUUGUGCCGUCGACCGGCCCCGUUACGGGCCUCGAGUCUUGCUUCAGGGUUACCACGCCCGACCCGGCCGCGCACAUCUCCAGCUACGACGACUUGUACUAUCACCACUUCCUCAACACCGUCUCCACCUACCUCAUCAUCUACGACACGCCGUCCAACUCCAACCCCUAUCGGAUGCUGCCCGCGCUCGUCGGCAACUCGGGCCUCUUGCAGGACACGAUGAGAGCCCUCGGCGCCAUGCACCUCUCCGGCCUGCCGCAAGCCCAGAACAGGACCAUCCAUCGCAACGCCGCCAUGAACAUGUACGGCAGCGUCGUCACGAGGGUGCGCAGCCUGGUCUCCUCCAGCCAAACCACCCCUAACCUGGAGCUCCUGGCCACCACGCUGCUGCUCUGCAUGUUUGAGAAGAUGUCCUCGGCCGACUCCAACUGGAAGAUUCACCUGUCUGGGGCGGGACACAUCUUCAAAUCCAUGUACAGCCCGCGCCCUGCGCUGCCCGGCGGGGAUAGCUUGGACGGCCUGGCAGUCUCCAACACCCUCCCGUUGCGCCGCUUCCUCGUCUCGCUGAUGUCGUAUCUGGACCUGGCCGCGUCCUGCGCCACUGGCGAGGCGCCCCUGAUCGCAGGUAACUACUGGGAGACGCUGGGAGGCGGAUGGGAGUACAACCUGGGCGUCCCGAGCUUCGCGACGAGCCGCCAGCCCGCGGACCGCACAAUGGCCCAGCUGCGAAACUCGUGGUCGAGGCUCAUGUCCAUCCAGCUCGAGAUUUGUCGCUUCUCUGGCAUGAUUCGCGACGGGAUAGACGACCGCCAGAAAGAGCUCAUGCACAGCGACAUCCAGUACAGAAUCCGCAACUGGCACGAAAGCGCCCCUGACGUCUACCUGCGGCUGGAGGGCCUCAACGAGAUGCCAGCCGACGCCUCGCCUGAAGAGGCAGAGACGCUAACGGCGGCGGCUUGCGUCUUGGGCUACGCCCUGGGCGCCACCGUCUACCUUGAGCGAACCGUUACGAGACGGGUUGGGAGCGCAGCGUUUGACCCUGUCAUCAAGCAGGCCGUCGACCGCAUGUUUACGCUCACCUUUAAUUUCUCCAGCGGCAUCACCCAGCUCGCCAACCUCUGGGCGUUGCUAACGGCGGGCAUUGCCACGGUGGACCCGGAGCAGCAGAACCGCCUGCGCGAGCGGCUAAUGGGAAUGAGGAAUUUUGGAUUCAAGAACGUGUACAGGGUACUGGACACGCUGGAGUACUCUUGGGAGCACAUGAAGCUCUAUGGAGGAGUCGACUAUGACGAGUUUGAGGCCAUGCUUGCCUCCAACCUGGUUCCUUGA